AUGAACUCUCCAUUGUCUCAUAGGAUAGAAGCACCUCCAUUUGUUGACACAGAAAUUAACUUCGAAGGAUCAGACUUGUUUCUUCGAGAGCUCGACAAAGUGCUUGAAAUAUGUCCACUCCUUUUCCAGAUAGGUGAAGUGACGAUAAUGACAAAAAUUCUUCAUAUUAAAAUUCGAUUACAUAUUCUAGUUCCCGCAAACAAAUUUGACAAUAUUCUGCUUGAAGAAUUUCAUCAAAUAAUUAAAGAUUUGACCGUCGGAAUUUAUUGUUUCAGUCAAGUCCCAAAUCUUACUUUGGAAACCAAUGCUGACAUGAGCAGUGAAUGCAAUAUAUCGCCGGUUUACAAAAAAACCAGAGUUGCUGAAAUUGUGACUGAAGUGGACUACAUGGUCAAGGCCCUUUGGCAUGGGUCUUUUUUCCCAAAAGAAAAAAGACUCAAGUUUUCAGACACGUGGAGAAAAAAACUAGAUGUCGACGAAAAUGGUCAAAUACAGACCAAAAGAGACAUAUUUAGCGAAUUUGAAGCUUGGGACUACGCGGACAGCAAUGGAUGGUUACCAAUUCAUUAUGCUUCUGCAUUCAAUCACCCAUCGAUUAUUCGCGUGAUCAAAAAAAGAAGCAAUAUGCAACUAAAUUGCUUCGUUAGUUUGUUUCAAUCUCCUAUCCAUGUUGCAGCAAAAUACGGAGCACUAGACUCGAUCAAAUAUCUAUUGGAUAGCGGAGUUGAUUUCUUGACAUGCGAUUCAAACCAGGCUACGAUAACCAGACUGGCAGCAUUAUCUCUUCAUCCAUCAGUCCUUAAAUACCUAAUUGAAAAGAACUUGAAAGGAAUAAGUGUAUGGGAGGAAUUGGGAGAAUGUCUAAUAAAUUUGAGAAUAUUACUUGAAAUGGACGAAGGUAGAGAUGACGAAGAAGAUUGUCUUAUCUCUUCAAUUGUGAAUAAAAUUUCCAACAAAAUCGAAAUAUGCAAAGAACUAACUCAUACAACCUUCAUGAAUUAUUUUGUCUUGCUUUUAUAUUUUGACAACGAUAAAAUUAUAUUGACUGUCACCGAGACUCUUGCAAAUGUAUUACAAAAAUUUUUGAAUUUAUCGGUUAAACAAGAAGCAGCCACUUGCCUAGAGGCACUGAGAGGAAAUGUGGUUUUACAGAAAAAAAAGGUGGCAGAAGCGUUGGGUGUUUCAAGAAUUACUGAACUUCUACUGAGUGUAGAAAGGCUUAAAAUAUUCGGUUUAGUACGGUUCAUUGCGAAAUGUAUCUCAGUUUUAAUGGAAAACUUGUCUUCAAAAAACUCUAAUCAUGUUAUUGUGGCAGCAAGAAGAAUUUCUAGUUUGCUGAAUUCCGAUUGCGGAAUCGGAUCUGCAUUUGUUACUGCUGGUUUGGUCGAAACGUCUGUAAAACUACUAAAAAAUACAAACCAUGAUGUUGCAGAAGCUCUUGCGACACUGAUUGGAUAUUUGACAUUCAAUACUACAGCCUUCAGAAUGCUGUUAACUGCUGUACGGUGCAUUCCAAAAAUAUAUUUUGAUUUGAUUCAAAAUAUUAAUAAGGACGCCAAAAUAAAUUCUACUUUUGUUGAAACAUUUCAAGAUAAUUUAAUUUCUGGUCUACCCAUAUAUAGGUUUAAAUUAUUUUAUAUUUCAAAGGAGACCAAAAAGUAG
Molecule: messenger RNA, 1662 nt
Organism: Octopus sinensis (East Asian common octopus)
Lineage: Eukaryota; Metazoa; Mollusca; Cephalopoda; Octopoda; Octopodidae
Product: ankyrin and armadillo repeat-containing protein-like
Exons: 9
Coding region: 1-1662 (553 amino acids)
Molecular function (GO): protein binding
Source: RefSeq, a predicted model, not a curated record